UAACUCUUAAAAUAAAUUACUUGCUACUAACUUCUCAAUUGUCUAUGUGUUAUCGUCCAUUUCUUGUGGCAAUCGUGAAAUAAGAAUUGUUUUGUACGUGGAGUUAUGAAUCCCUUAACGAAUGUAAAAAAUAUCCAGAAGCUCAAUGAGAAAAUGUUGUCAAUGGGUGUUGAAGAUGAUUCAUCAUGGCAUAGGCAGUAUAAAGACAGUGCCUACAUAUUUAUUGGGGGAUUACCUUAUGAUUUGACAGAAGGAGAUGUCCUCUGUGUUUUCUCACAGUAUGGAGAAAUUGUAGACAUAAACUUAGUACGGGAUAAGUCAUCUGGAAAAUUUAAAGGCUAUGGUUUCUUGUGUUAUGAAGAUCAAAGAAGCACUAUUCUAGCUGUGGAUAAUCUAAAUGGAAUAAAGCUCGGCGGACGAACCAUUCGGGUUGAUCAUGUUGCGAACUACAAGCGACCUAAAGGGGAUGAACGUGACGAGAAUGGAGAGAGAAAAGAGCUGCCAUUGACUGGAUGUGCACCUGUAACUCCUUCUGCAUCCGAAGACGAAGAUCCUCUCGAAUACAAGGAUGACAAAGACUCAAAGAAGAAGAAAAAGAAAAAAUUGAAAAAGAAGAUGAAAGAUAACAGAAAAGAUAGCAAGGACUUAAAAGAUGAAUACAAUUCUCAAAGCCGAAAGCGAUCAAUGACGAACUUAAAUACCAAAGAACUCGGCAAAUCUGUUGGUGAUCGAAAUGUUGAAUAUAAAAGAAAAAGAACGGAACAUCGUCACUCAAAAGUUUAAAUAAUCUGAAAAGAGAGAUCGACUAUACAAUAAUAAUUCUUCUAGUGACAAAGGUAGUAUUUAUAGCCAAUUAAUAAUUUUGUGGGGUUUUUUUGUUUGGGAAAAACCCAUAAAUGCUACGAGCAAUCGAAGAAAUUCUUAUUGCAGUAAUGUGAUUUAACUCGAUGUUUACAUGAUAAUAUCUACAUUUUUGUCAUGCCAUUGAUUGACACAUCUUUUAUUUUUAAUCCUACAUCUUGUACAUACGUGGUACACCUUGGCAAUGUUAAUGUUUUUAUUAA
Molecule: messenger RNA, 1064 nt
Organism: Xenia sp. Carnegie-2017
Lineage: Eukaryota; Metazoa; Cnidaria; Anthozoa; Malacalcyonacea; Xeniidae
Product: RNA-binding motif protein, X-linked 2-like
Exons: 5
Coding region: 106-783 (225 amino acids)
Biological process (GO): mRNA splicing, via spliceosome
Cellular component (GO): U2 snRNP; precatalytic spliceosome; catalytic step 2 spliceosome
Molecular function (GO): RNA binding
Source: RefSeq, a predicted model, not a curated record